AACCAUUUGAUCGAUUCCAAUUCCACCGACACGCGAAGGAGACGAAGACGCAGCGAUGGGAAAAACUUCGGGAGCGAAACAGGCGACAGUGGUGGUCGCAGCGUUGGCGUUAGGAUGGUUAGCCAUAGAGAUCGCUUUCAAGCCUUUCCUCGACACAUUCCGUUCCUCAAUCGACAAAUCUGACCCGUCCAAAGACCCCGAUGACUUCGACACCGCCGCUAAGGCAACCACAUCCAAAGAGAGUUUAUAAAAUUAGGGUUUUGUCAGAUUAAAGAGAUUUGCUGAAUUCAAUCCAUAUAUGUUCCAAUUUCAUGUAAUUGAUGGACCCGAAGCACUUUCUUUUGAGUCAUGAUCGUUGUUUCACUAGUCAGUUUUUGGAAAAUUCUGCUAUAUUGAAUCUAUUAUUAUUGUUCAAUCGCAUAA
Messenger RNA from Arabidopsis lyrata subsp. lyrata, 423 nucleotides. Its product is annotated as outer envelope membrane protein 7. The record is from RefSeq and is a predicted model, not a curated record. Gene Ontology annotation, cellular component: chloroplast outer membrane. The transcript has a single exon. Bases 56 to 250 code for a protein of 64 amino acids. NCBI's taxonomy places the organism in Eukaryota, Viridiplantae, Streptophyta, Magnoliopsida, Brassicales, Brassicaceae.